AUGUUUGAGCAUCGAGGCAACUAUACGUUUGACUGCAAGCUAUCCCACACCUGCAAACAAGCAAAGUACCCGACCUACCCCCUCAACGUUUCUUACGGAACAGGCCAAAUAAAAGGCCGUGUCGACAUCGAUAGCGUUUGCUUCGACACGGAUCCGAGAUGGUGUAUAUCCGAACAAAUGUUCAUUUGUGCAUCGCAAGUGCUUGAUAUGGAUGGCUUUCUAAUCGACGGCAUUCUUGGUAUGGCGUGGCCUUCAAUAGCUGUCGAUCACAUCCCAACACCUAUGGAGAGCAUUUUCGCCGACAAGAUCCUGUAUCUAAUCGGUGCGGAAGAAUCGGUAGGAGUCGAGUGCAGUCAAACUUCCGGUUACCCAACAAUCGCAUUUAGUGUUGGCCGCCAUAAAUUCAUCCUUGGAGGACAACAAUACUUCGUUGAGAGUGGCAAAUUCAUAGUUUCAGAUGGUAGCUGGAUUCUUGGUGAUGCCUUCAUGAGCAACUUCUACACUAUCUUUGACCACGCAAACAAAAGUGUUGGGUUUGCCAAACUAGCUUGA
This is a messenger RNA of Haemonchus placei, 552 nucleotides long. NCBI's taxonomy places the organism in Eukaryota, Metazoa, Nematoda, Chromadorea, Rhabditida, Trichostrongylidae. The record is from the annotation of a GenBank genome assembly.